Messenger RNA from Penicillium pulvis, 321 nucleotides. RefSeq lists its product as uncharacterized. Bases 1 to 321 code for a protein of 106 amino acids. NCBI's taxonomy places the organism in Eukaryota, Fungi, Ascomycota, Eurotiomycetes, Eurotiales, Aspergillaceae. The record is from RefSeq and is a predicted model, not a curated record. The transcript has 3 exons.
AUGGCAUCCAAUUUCGAUGACCUCCGUCAAUCUCUUCCUGGUACAGAGAUAUACGUCCCUGGCGAACUUGGCUACGAGGAGAGCUUGAAAAAGGAAUCCAAAGGAAUGAAAGCUUUAUCUGUUGAGAAUAAGCUGCAGGAUAAGGUUCUUCCCGAUGAGCCGAUGCCACCUCGACUCUUUGCCUACAAUGAGAAUCCCAUCGGCAUUCGGUAUUCGAACUCCGAUCUGCGCCAUCGAACAAAGAAAUGUCCUUUUGCUCUCAUGGCCGGCCAGACCACCGACACGGACACGGUCCCGAAGACCGAAACAGCUUCAUGGUAA